Myxocyprinus asiaticus (Chinese sucker) is the source of this 1702-nucleotide messenger RNA. Its product is annotated as E3 ubiquitin-protein ligase rnf152-like. The record is from RefSeq and is a predicted model, not a curated record. The transcript is spliced from 3 exons. NCBI's taxonomy places the organism in Eukaryota, Metazoa, Chordata, Actinopteri, Cypriniformes, Catostomidae. The coding region runs from base 381 to 998 and encodes 205 amino acids. Gene Ontology annotation, molecular function: ubiquitin protein ligase activity.
GUAUAGCCUUUGAAGAAGGCAGAGAGUGAAGUAUGACAGACGAGGCUGCUCUUCAUACGAUAUUCAGCGUUUGGAGAGAUGAAAGAAGACAUUAUGAACUAGAAGAGGACUGAUUUCGUCAUUUAAUGGGACAGGAGAUUAUUUUGGACUGCCUUUAUUUCUUAUUGCACUCAUCAAAUUAUCUGAAUACCUGCCUAGAUUUGUGCUAAACUCAAGGCAGAGCCAGAUAUGGAUUAAAGCACUGACGGCCAAUAAAGACAGAGAGUGGUCGAAGGAGUGUGGCAAUAGAAAUUGGCAAGGAGACUGUCGUCAAAGAAGCCAAAGGUGUCUGCGUGACUACAUCAAGAAAGUUUUUACAGAUUUUAUGACUUGAGAUUUUUAUGUGCAACAGCCACUUUUUGAGGAUGAUGGAGACCUUGUCGCAGAGCUCCAUGCUUGAGUGUCAAAUCUGUUUUAACAACUUUAGCCAAAGGCGCCGUCCCAAGCUCCUGCACUGUCAGCAUACCUGUUGCUCCAUGUGUCUAAGCCAAAUGAGGCUCAGUCAGAGAGAGAUCCGCUGUCCUUGGUGCAGGUGCAUAACACAUCUCCCCAACGGCAUCUCUGUCGCCCAUCUUCCCGAUGACCCGGAAGUGCUCUCGGUCAUCAGUCUCUCUCAGUCCUCGGAGCACACGCCCAUCUUUAUACACUUACCAAACAAUGGCUGCUACCUGCUUCCCGUUCCUCUGGACACAGAUGGGGCGCUUCUCCCUGGAGAUCAGAAAUGCCGUUUUGCCCCCAAAAGUGUUGGUGUGUUAAAUGUCUCGGAUGGGAGGAGCCUGGUGUUGGGGGAGGAGCAGGUUGAGGACAGGAUGGAGGAGGAGGUGGCGGUUCAGACCACGGCGUGGACAGGAGUUUGCACUGUGCUACUUGUGGCAUUUAUUUUAAUUUUUCUACUAGGCAUUGUGUUGCACAACAUGUCCUGUAUGUCCAAACGGUUCACCAUAAUCUCCUGUGGAUGAGAUGGUAGACUGUGGAACAAUUAAGAAAUUAAAUGGAUCGAUGAACUCUUGUAGUUUGAGAUGUCUUGUUUGAUGUUAAAUUGUAAUUAUGUGCAUCAUACAGACCUACAGUACAUGAAAGGAUAUGCUAACUAUAUAUAUAUAUAUAUAUAUAGAGAAUAAGGGAAUAAAAGAAUACUUGACUUCAAGUAGAAGUUAAGGGCACUAUCUAUGCAGACAUAAAGGUUUUUCAAAUGUUAAUGAAAGCACUGAUUUAUUCUUAGCAAUUACUUGGGGAAUUAGUUCAGUUAAUGGGCAGAAAUGUCAUUAAUGAAUCUAGCAGUAUUGGCAAUGUAUUUGCUUGUCUUGUAUGUACAUGAGGGAAACUAGCUUUGAAAAAUCUCAUUUUCCAUAAUCUCUAGUGCUUAACUAGACCUGUGUAUUGUUGACAGUUUGUAAUAGGUUUGUGCAGUUUGUCUGAACUAAAAUACAGCAUACGAUGUUACAAAAUAACAUAGUUCCACUGCCUGAGUGAGUCAUUGUUUUAGGGAUCGUAAUCGAAAUAUACAGUGCGCUUCAGCUAAGCUGUAUAAUAAAAUAUCACAAAUUUAGUGUUUUCAAUGGUAGCAAACUGUAUUGUGUGUGUGUGUGUGUGUGUGUGUGUUUUUUUUUUUUUUUUUGAGUUUGUCCUUGAUUAAACGAUUAAAAACAUGUUAUUAAACAUG